UUAAUGUCAAGGCACAAAAGUGGCGCUGCAACGUCUCGAGCUCUGCUCCGGUGGUUUCCUUAGUGAUGGAAGGGGAGUCGAAAUUAAACCCUGUUAUGAUAGAAGAGGCAGGAGAGAGGGAGGAGCCAAUGGAUGCCACUCCUUCCCCCCAGCAACAAACCCCGACCACUGCUGAAGAGUCUGGGGAGACUGGUUCCAUGGUAACAGAAGAUGAAGCCACAAAGGAGCAUGGCACAGAGGACGACGACGAUGAUGAUGUGGUUCUUGUCGAGGAGGAAGCUCCUGAGCAUUUUACUGCAACUUCCACCCAAGACAUAACCAGCACAGAAGGCUUGAAGCAAUCUGACACCAUCACUGCUGUCGCCACAGAUGCUGCUGCCAUGGCAACGAUGGCCACAGCAUUGACCCCUAAUUCUCCUCUGUCUUCCAGCCUAUCCAUGGUGGCAGCAUCUCAGAAGCCUGCAACCACAGCACCUGAGCCUAUUGUCAUUGAUGACGAGGAAGAGGCUGAACAUAAAGAAACUUCUUUCUGUCCUGUGCCACUUGGAGCCCUCUCUGCACCCCACUCACCAAGUGCACUGAGCAGCACUGAGGCAGACUCAGAGAUCAGGAUCGCCAGUGUUACCACACUGGGCCCCAGCAGCCAGAAGAACUCACUUUCUGCAUCAAAUACACCAACGCAUUCAGUUGAUGAUCAGGUUGACAUGAACCUGAUGAUCACCUCUGUGACAUCUCUGCAGGGAGGAGUUGCAGAUGUUCUAUCGGCAGGUGAAGACCAUCCAGAGGAAAAUGGUCUGCAGAUCAGCAGUGCCUUUAGCUUGAAUCUCGACACCCCAUCUGCUCGACCAACCACCUCCUUUAACCCAGGUCGUGGCUCAGACUCCAUCAGCCAUCUGGUUCAGAAUGGAGACAUGGGGACGCACAACAGAACAGAUUCAUGGAUCUCUCAGUCCGCUUCAGUUCCCCGCAACCAAAAGCAUACAGGAGUGGACUCUCCAUCACCUGCCACCUCUCUGCCCAAGCCUGCAGGCCAGUCUUCCUCAUCCACUUCCUCUUCGGGCUCCCAGUCACAGCCCAGAACAGUGAAGGUGACGUGUGCUAACUGUAAAAAGCCUCUGAAGAAAGGCCAAACAGCGUACCAGCGUAAAGGCUCCUCACACCUGUUCUGCUCCACUACUUGUCUCUCUGCCUUCUCACACAAACCUGCCCCCAAGAAGAGCUGCACCAUGUGCAAAAAGGACAUCACAAACAUUAAGGGUACAAUUGUGGCCCAGGUUGACUCUAGUGAAUCUUUCCAGGAGUUCUGCACCACUGGUUGUUUAGGUGCAUAUGAGAAUAAGCAAAAUCCUCCCAAAUCAAACCUGAAAACCAAAUGCACUGUCUGUGGCAAGCUUACAGAG
Molecule: messenger RNA, 1400 nt
Organism: Nematolebias whitei (Rio pearlfish)
Lineage: Eukaryota; Metazoa; Chordata; Actinopteri; Cyprinodontiformes; Rivulidae
Product: zinc finger MYM-type protein 2
Molecular function (GO): zinc ion binding
Source: RefSeq, a predicted model, not a curated record